This is a messenger RNA of Coregonus sp. 'balchen', 1254 nucleotides long. The record is from the annotation of a GenBank genome assembly. NCBI's taxonomy places the organism in Eukaryota, Metazoa, Chordata, Actinopteri, Salmoniformes, Salmonidae.
AUGAGUGGUCUACGCACUGUCCUGAUAUCUACUGGGUUUGUCGGUGUGGUUGGCAUUGGAUAUGGAAUGUGGUCAGUGAUUACCCCAGGAGAGGAAAGGAAGAGGGAAAUGCUCAAGGUAGGCUGCUAUCAAAGUACUUGACUUGCACAGCACUGACUUUUUAAACCGAGCAAAGGACUGCUUGACCUUUUAAUCAAAUGUGUAUGAUUUGUGCAUUACAUUUUGUUUUUGCAAAUGGGAAAUGGCUUGCCAGUAGUUUCACCUAUCGGAUAUAGAUAGGGACAUGACGCUAUGGUUGUCUCUCUUUGCCCACUUGUCCAGCAGUAGGUUUUCCUCCUAGUGGUGCUUAAGUAGUUCCCAAACUGGGGGGUGCGAGGGGUCGGUGUAAGAACAAUUUCGAAAUUGGGUAGUACAUCAGCAGUUUUCCUCUCAUGUCAGUCAUUGCAGACCUUGGAGAGCUAUUUAUAACUUGUCAGAAAUGUCCAGAUCAACUAGCCCAUGUCAACUAGGUUUUUUUUGCUAGGUUUUUUAGCCCAUUGAUUUUGUUGUAAUGUUUGAAUCACUGGGAUAUCACAUGAACACACAUAAGACAUGGCAAAAUGUGUAGAAUUGCAGGAAAUAAGCUUUAAACUUGCAAAAUGAUGGAAGGGAGGCCUGAGAGAAAAAGAUUUGGGAACCACUGGAAUUGACCAGCCAUAGAAUGGCAUAGUCUGUCACUAACACUCACCAGAGACAUAAGAGAAAGUGCAGAUAGAAAUGUGUCAUGUGGAUUGGAACAUGGAAUCAUGUCUGUUCUAUAUAUUUAAUUUCUAUCUGCAACCAUCUGCAAUUGCCUCCCACUGAAACAGGCCUCCUGAUGGUUUCCUGGUCAUAUUUAUACCAUCUAUGAGACGUGAUGUGUAAAUCAGUCAGCCAACUGAUCAAAAGGGGAAAGGAAUAAGAACCAGCAGAGCAGACAGUCUUCAAGAACAUUAUACCCUGCUUUGUUUUGGUGUCAACUUCUGUGAAAGAAUACAUGUUGCAUUAUUACAUUUACAUUACAUUUUCGUCAUUUAGCAGACGCUCUUAUCCAGAGUGACUUACAAAUUGGUGCAUUCACCUUAUGAUAGCCAGUGGGACAACCACUUUACAAUAUAUAUUUUUUUGUUUGUGUGUGCAUUAUCAGCCUUUUUCCAAUUUGACCAUCAGAAUCUACCGGAGGCUAACCCACUGAGAAUGGAGGAGACAAGGAAGAGGAAUGCCCUCAUGAUGCAG